GGGUCCGUGAUUGCCUUGAGAUAGUGUUGCAUGCUUCUAGGGUGCGGAUCUAUUCCAAGACCUGGGCUAGAAGCGAAGCAUCGUCAUGGCUGUUGUGCAGAAGUCUGGUGGAUUUUUCUUUGUGGAUUAUGCGAGUGGUAGCGACAGUGUUUGCGACAGUGUCUUUGAAGACGAUCGUGGUGAUGACGUUGAUGAUGAUGACGAAGAGGAGGUGUGUUCAGCAGGCCUCGGACAGGGAGGGUUCUUCAUCAAGAACGGCAAGUACUACUGUGCCGCAGACUACCAGGACAACUACGGCACCAAGUGCAAGGCUUGCGGACAGUACCUUGAAGGAGAGGUGGUGACGGCCCUUGGCAACACCUACCACAAGUAUUGCUUCGUCUGUGCAAGAUGCGGGCACUCCUUCGUAGGGGGCGAGGACGUCUCCUAUGACCCGGUCACCAACUGCUGUCUCUGUCUCCAGUGCCAGCGCAUCACAGAGGCUACAGGGGUUGCCCUACCCCCGGGAGAGAAGGUCACGUACGACGGAAAGGAUGUCAUGUGCGACGCCUGCAACGUGCCAGGAUCGUCGAACGACAAACGGAACAGGGACGUACAGAUCAAGGCUAACGGAAUCAUCCCGGAGAAAGCCAGAGAAACGUCAUCUGCCCCGGGAGCUAUCAGAUGUGCGCAGUGCAACGAUGACAUCACACAAGGGCAGGCCUUGGUAGCCCUGGAUAAACACUGGCACGUCUGGUGUUUCAAGUGUCACAAAUGCAAAAAGGUCUUAACGGGAGAGUACAUGGGAAGAGACGGACAGCCAUUUUGUGAGCGAGAUUUCCACCAGUUGUUCGGAGUCCGGUGUUCGAGAUGUGACAAUUUUAUCACCGGAAAAGUUCUAGAGGCCGGAGACCACAAAUACCACCCGACCUGUGCAAAGUGUGGUCGGUGUGGCAACCACUUCAACGAAGGAGAAGAUAUGUUUGUACAAGGCACAGAAAUUUGGCAUCCUGAUUGCAGGAAAGGAAGGGCAUUAGGUUUCUUCCCAUCGAGAAUCAGGGAGAACGCUAUCUUAUUUGAUUACAAUAGAGGAAAAUCACAGUCCACCCCGGCCUCCCCCGUCCUGGCGAGGGGGCACUUCCACACCCCUUCCUUCCUCUCCUCCCCGUCCCGCCGAUCCUCCAACAGCCUUAGUCCACAGAGCCCAGAUUACAGCUACACCUAUCUGUCCCCCUUCUCUAUCUCCAACACCAUCUAUCCCAAGCCGGUCGCGAUCAGCCCAGAGGCACCAGUCAGCCCACAUUUCCACAGACCAGAAUAUGUAAACAAUGGUGAAGAUUUUUCGUACAUGUCGCCUCCGCGAUAUGACCUUCCCCCACCACGCCCUGGGGGCUACAAGAGAAGACCGCGCCCACACAGUGCGUUCGAUGCCCUCAAACCAAAGAUCAAGCCAGUGAAGGACGAGGCCUUGUCGGCUGAAAUGGUCAGGCAGUCGAAGUUUCCGGCUGCAAAGAAGCCCAGCGCGAGCCAACCAGCUAAGAUUGAGAGUGAGAUCUGGCCCGGACCGCCAGCCUUCGCUAAAUACCAGUUCCACUCCAGCAGGAGUAAGUCAAUGGGAGACCUACAUAACAGUGAUGAGGAGGAGGAAAAACAAAUCGAUGCUGAGGUAUCAAAGGUAGAUUCAGCGCUGGGCAAAGAGAUCUUAAAGGCUGAACUCAAGCAGAGAAAGAUCAGUAAUCUAGACCCCAGGAGUGCCUCAAGAACACCGGCAGCUAACAAAGAACUCCCCGUCAGCCCAAGGCAUGAAUCCUCAAUGGAUGCAGUGGCUUUGAGGCAUCGAAGAUUUAGAGAAAACAUGAUGACACCACCAAGGAGCUCCACCCUUCCACCAAACCUGAGAUACGAAAGCCUGAGUGAAGCAUACAGGAAAGCCAGCUCUCUACCCAUGAACGCCAGGAGUGGAUCAUGGUACAGUGAUGCCAACUCGGAGGGCUACAUAUCCAACGGCUAUGCAAGCAGCGGGGAGCUCUCGCCCAGACUGGCCAACAUGAAUGACCGUCAGCUGCGGACGUUGAGGAUCACCACCGGUCAGUCCAUGCCGUCCAUGGAGCCUAAGGUACCUAAAUCAUCUACUAAGGCCGUAAGGAUCGCUGCCCCCAAAUAUAAGUCCACCCCUAAGGGUAGGCCUGGGCCUGUAGGCCGAAGGUCCAAAGUUCAACUGUAUCCCCUUGAAGUCCUACGAACCACCAACUACAGACUGCCGAAAGACGUGGACAGAAAACAUUUAGAGUACCACUUGUCGAAUGAAGAUUUCUUCCGAGCCUUUGGGAUGACUUUUGAAGAUUUCCAUGCCUUGUCUCCUUGGAAACGGACAGUCGUCAAGAAGAAUGCCUUGCUCUUCUGAUCAUCCGUUACCUAGGUAUAUCCACCAGACUAGAUGUUAGAGUACUUCAUCACCAAGGAGAAGACAUCCCCUAACAAACAAAAAACCCCACCAUCUAAGAUGCUAUAACACGAUUUGGGGAUGGGAAAGAGAUGUUUCGUGGCUGAAUUGAGCAGAGAAAAAGAAAAAUAGAAAAAAAAACACCAUUGAAGAUCAUUUUGAAGGGAAUCUUUGUCAAAGAAAGAAAAACUGCUUUUAUUGGACUGGGCAAGGUGCAACAUUUGAGACAUUGUUUGGAAAAUGAUGUAAAUUAUUUAUUGUUUUUGUUCCCAUGGUAAUAGUAAUAAUAUCUGUUAUGCAUGCAUUGUGGCAGAGUUGAGAUUGAAUUCUUUAAAAAAAAAUCUUAGUUGACAAGAAAAGGUAAAAAUUCAGAGGAAGGAAAAUUUUGAUUAAGAACAAAAAAAAAGGUAAUAUUGAGUCAUGACAAAAAGAUGAUGUAUACAUUAUGAAUACACUGUAUAAUAUGUAGUGUAUAAGCAAAACAAAAAAAUUGGGGUCCAUUGAAAUGUAUACGAUGAUAAAUUGAAACAGAAAAUAGUAUUUCACAGUGGAGCAUUGUAAAAGCUUCUCAAGAAUCAUCUAAAACACUUCAGAUAUUUUACUUUGCAUUAAAGUAAAGCAAUCGGUAGUCAUUUGGUUUAAACAAGUUGUGCAGCUUUCGCUGUUGAAGCAUGUGUUAUCAAAAUAAAAUGACAAGCUUCAUGUCCUCUUGAUCAUGUGAAACCUAGAAAGCAUCUUAUGUUUCAGAUGAUGAUGCAGAGGAAGAAAUAACAUAAAAAUAUUAUAUAAUAUUUGUAUAUAGAGAUGUGAUAUUGACACGUAGGUAAUAAAGGUCACUUCAAUAGCUUGCUUUUGUGAAGAGCAGGAUGUUUGUAUGUAUAAAUAUAUUAAUAAACCAUUGGAAUGGUCCAAAAGACUGGGGACGAGUCUAACUGUGGAUCGAGUGUCACUGCCUUAGAUGGACGAAAGAUAAGUCUGCCAGCGCCACAGGCAGAAAAUGCAAUGUAAAAAGUCAUGGGCAUUCUGGGCUUGUGGUAACGAGAGGGUUAAAUUUCUAUUCUCUCAGUGCAUCCUAUAGAAUCAUGUAAUGUGUAAUCUAUGAACGGCUAUCCUGCAAUGUCAGAGAAGCCAUCAUUUAUCUGCGUUAUCUUUUCACGUGUGUAGUUCAACUCAUUUUCAGUUUCUUUAUGGAUGUAGUGGUAGCAUUUUGAAACUUGCUUGGUUCCUGAAAUACCCCCUGUGUCUAAAAAAAAGAAAUUAUGAAAAAUAAAGCAUUUUUGGAUGUAAAAAAUACAUAAGGAUGUAAAAACAAUUGCUUGUUAUGCAGUGCUGAACACAUUACGAUAUUAUAACUAUUAUAUGUAGAUGUUGCUGCGAAUUGGACACUCCACUUUCUGUUUUGCUACCAAUUUGAAUAUCAUGUUCCAGCACCUAGGUAAUGUUUAAUUGCUACCAGAAGUAUUUUGGAAAAGAGUUUGGAAUAAAGCUGUAAGGUAUUUGAUAUUUAAUAAAUAAAUAUGUUUGAAGUAACAUAUACUAAUGAAAUUGUCAAGUUCUUCAUACCAUUUUUGGGAGUAGUGAUUAUUUUGAGGGUUUAUACAAUGUGUUAAUUUAUUAAUAGGAGCUUUUGUUAACACCAUGCAUUUAUUAUUAAUAUAAACUCCAAGGCCUAAAAAUAAUUAUUAAUGAUUAAAAGAGCUCAUUUUAUAGAUGUUUUGAUCAUUUCGUAUAUUUUUGAUGUGUAUUAUAAGAGAGAUUAAAUCUGUUUGGAAAAAGCACUUUUGUUCCUUAACUGGUUAAAUUAAGAUAUUCUUUUUUAAUUAUCAACCUUGAGAGAGAGAGAAGAAUCUAUUGAUCGACCAACAAAAUUCUUUGAUGACCUUUUUAUGUAGUGAUAUGCCAGAAGUAAUUUUAUUGGACCUUUUCAAAAAGUUGUCCUCAAAUGUAUGAAAAUGAAACGUGGAUAGAAAGUUCUGAUCUUACGUGAAGAAAAAAAUUAUGAUGAAAUUUCAUCCACAUGCUUCUGUGGCUUACUUAUAUGUAUAAAGUGUAGAAAUGUUUUAUUCGUUGACCAGAGCUCUUAUUUUAUUCAUGUAUUCUUUUGCUUGAUUUAUCCAUUGCUUUAACGUUCCCAUGUAUUCUAUUAAUUUAUGUCUGUUGUAAAGCAAAUCUAUAUUGUGUAUAAACUGAAAUACUGUUUUAUUUAAUGCAUGGCUUUAUUAUGCGUUACAUACAGAGAACAUUAGCAGCUUUUUUCUCUUAAGGCCAUCGUCACGGUGUUGUGGAGAGAAGUGGCCAAAUGGUAGAUUUUAUGAGUAUUUUGAUUGUUUUAAUCUUUUACCAUCACUAUAGAUUGCUGUAGUUAAAGACAAAACUAUUACAUCGAAACACACUUUUGACAAACUCAUUCAAAACAACAACCAAAUAAAUAGACAUAAAACAUGUUGGCUUUGGAAUUUCCUUAUCUGUUUAAAAAACAAAUGUAUAAAUCUGGAAUGUAAAGUGUAUCGUCUCUUGUGUGAACCCAUUUGUUAUUACACUAGGAAUAGUUAAAGGUAACAUUUAACAUUUCAGUUUUAAAUGAGAAAAUAUUGGUAAAAAAUUUGUUUUGGCUUUCAUGAUAACCGAGAAGAAAAAAAAUAAUUAAAGAAGAUAUUUAUCUAAAAAAAGAAAAAUUUGAAUUAUACUAAUUUGUUUCAAUCAAAGCAAACUUUUCAAAGAUAUUUGCUCACAACAAUGAUUUUGAAGUAGAUUGAUGCAUGACUGGUACCUUUAAUGAUUUUCUGUUGUCAAUUUGAGAGGUAAACAUGUGUUCAUAGUUUUCAAGGAUUUAUAAAAGGCACUACCGUUCUGUAAUGCCAUCAAGAUUCAGAAUUACAGGCCUGAUUUAGGGGAGCUGUGAUUUUUUGGGGAGUAAUACUUGAAUAUAUUUGAGCCUUUAUGUGCUUGUUAUUCCUAUAAUUUCAGGGGUUUGUUUAUUUGCUUCUAUAUAUUUAACAGAAUCCUAUGCCCCACUGAGAGUCCAAUGCUUGUAUGCUGUAUUGUUUAUAUGUGUUAUAAUCCAUAUAGGUGUAUACUAAUUUAAUUUCUAAAACUGUCGUCAUAUAUUGGAGAAACACUCUGCAAAACACCCCUUUUGGAUGAUGUAUAAUGGCAAAUUAUUUUAAAAUUGCAACUCAUUUAUUGAAGAAUGCUUGGACUAAUCUGAGGGUUCAUAAAAUGUUAAACUUUGCAAUUUAAACAUAGAAAUGCACAGCAAAUAUA
This is a messenger RNA of Strongylocentrotus purpuratus (purple sea urchin), 5686 nucleotides long. Its product is annotated as actin-binding LIM protein 1. Gene Ontology annotation, molecular function: actin filament binding. Lineage: Eukaryota; Metazoa; Echinodermata; Echinoidea; Camarodonta; Strongylocentrotidae. The record is from RefSeq and is a predicted model, not a curated record. Gene Ontology annotation, cellular component: actin cytoskeleton. Gene Ontology annotation, biological process: lamellipodium assembly; cytoskeleton organization. Bases 86 to 2383 code for a protein of 765 amino acids. The transcript is spliced from 22 exons.